This is a messenger RNA of Phragmites australis (common reed), 1416 nucleotides long. Its product is annotated as cytosolic sulfotransferase 18-like. NCBI's taxonomy places the organism in Eukaryota, Viridiplantae, Streptophyta, Magnoliopsida, Poales, Poaceae. The record is from RefSeq and is a predicted model, not a curated record. Gene Ontology annotation, cellular component: cytoplasm. Gene Ontology annotation, biological process: sulfation. Gene Ontology annotation, molecular function: sulfotransferase activity. The transcript has a single exon. Bases 71 to 1054 code for a protein of 327 amino acids.
UUGGUUUUAAUUAGCCCACUCGAUCAUCUGUUGAAUCGAUUGAUUGCCAAAACUCCAAAGUAAUCGAGCCAUGGCACAAGCCAAAGAAAGUGAAACAAAGAUGCCAACAGAACCAGUCAUUUCAUCUGAAAGCCACCUUGAUCUUGUAUCCAAGCUUCCAACAAGAGAGGGGCUGCCACUGUCGCUGGUCCUCUACAAGAACUAUUGGCUCUUGCCGCAUCAUGCCGAUAAAAUCAUGCUCCUCCAAGAUAGCUUCAAUGCUCGUCCCGACGACACCAUCCUCGCGACGAAUCCCAAGUGUGGCACCACCUGGCUGAAAGCCCUCGCGUUCACUAUCACCAACCGCUCUCGGUAUGACUUCUCUAACCACCCGCUACUCACCAGCCAUCCCCAUGAGAUCAUAUCUUUCCUCGAGGUCCCUCUGGGCAAGGAACUAACCUAUGUCGAGAAGCUCCCCUCUCCAAGGCUUCUUGCCACUCAUAUGCCCCUUUCGCUUCUCCCCAAGUCCGUGGCCAACCAUGGCUGUAGAAUUGUUUACAUCUGUCGGGAGCCCAAAGACGCCUUUGUGUCAGGGUGGCACUUUGGGAAUGAGAUACACAUAGGACGUAGCACUGACUUGGACACUGCGUUCAAUAUGUUUUGCGAGGGUUACUGGCCCAACGGACCUUUCUGGGAUCACUGCCUCGAGUAUUGGAAAGAGAGCAUCGCAAGGCCUGAUAGAGUUCUCUUCCUGAAGUAUGAGGAGAUGAUGGCAGAUCCUGUUAAUUCUGUCAAGAGGCUUGCAACGUUCCUUGGUGACCCAUUCACUGGCGAUGAAGAAGAGGGUGGGGUUCCCGAGGAGGUGGUGAGGUUAUGCAGUUUUAAGAUGCUUAGUGAGUUGCAAACCAAUAUGAUAGGAGAGCUUCAUCGAAGGGAAAAUGUUGUCUUUAAGAAAUCAGCAUACUUUAGGAGGGGGAAAGUGGGGGAUUGGGUAAAUCACAUGAGUGAAGAGAUGGGGAGAAAGUUGGACUACAUCGUGGAAGAGAAAUUCAAGGGGUCCGGCCUUCUGCUUUGAUCAAUCUUUAUACUUUUCUUGUACUUUACUUCCUCGUAUCAUAUGUGUCGACAUCAUUUUUCUUUUUCUUCUAGGUAAGAAUGAAGAAAUAGAAAUUUCCUUAAGAAACUUGUACUUUUGAGACCGAUGUAUCCGCUUAGACACAGACACAGACACAGUAAUUUGGUUAUGUGAAAUUAUUGUGAUUCAACUAUAUGCGAAUAAUAUAUGUUUGCUAUUUUUUCGAAGUUAAUUCCGGAUUGUAUCCCCCGGAAUAGCUGAGCAUGCUGUAAUACCUCUAGUUUGUUUUGAGUGUAUUUUUUCUUUUUAUCAUGUUUAACAAUUGUUUAUGAUGUUUUUGAAAGAAUACGAGGAUUGGUUAA